Akanthomyces muscarius is the source of this 339-nucleotide messenger RNA. RefSeq lists its product as uncharacterized. Bases 1 to 339 code for a protein of 112 amino acids. The transcript has a single exon. The record is from RefSeq and is a predicted model, not a curated record. Lineage: Eukaryota; Fungi; Ascomycota; Sordariomycetes; Hypocreales; Cordycipitaceae.
AUGCUUAUUUUGGGAACAUCACAAGAGGUACCGCUGACAGCCUACACUGGAACAUACAACAACGCGGGAUAUCACGUUGUUACUGUGACCAUCAGAGGUGAAAAGCUGUUCAUUGACGCUAGCGACCGCUCGAUGGGGUUUAUUCUCACCUUUGAGCAUUUCAAAGACCAAACGAAAUAUAUUGCGUAUCUGACCGAUGUCCUGGAAGGUGGCAAUGAGCCCGUCGAUGCGGAGUUCAUUUUUCAGAACGGCAGGGCCGUGCGGCUGGGCUUGGAUCUGGAGCCCGCGGUCCGAGACCUCAUUUGGUUUGACUUUUUGGCAGCACCAGCCUCUGCAUGA